AUGGAUUCUCCAAGUUUGCCUGAUGACCUUCUGUCUGAAGAACCACUCAAGUGUUCACUUUGUCUAGAGGUGUUCACCAACCCUGUUUCCACUCCAUGUGGGCACAGUUUCUGCAUGGCUUGUAUAGAUAGCUACUGGGGUAGCUGUGACAUUUGUCAGUGUCCAUCGUGCAGUAAAAGAUUCCACAUGAGACCCGAGGUGAACACAAACACAGUCCUCGAAGAGCUUGCUGUACAGGUGAAGAGGAGGAAGGUGGAAAUAACAGAGCAUGCUGCUAAAGCUUGGGAAGUGCCCUGUGAUGUCUGCCCUGGGACGAAACUCAAGGCCCUGAAGUCCUGCCUGGUGUGUCUCAUCUCCUACUGCGAGAUCCACCUGGAGCCUCAUCGAAGAGUUGAAUCCUUGACACGGCACAAGCUUAUUGACCCCAUCGAUGACCUCGAAAGGAGGAUAUGUAAAAAGCACCAGAAGCUGCUGGAACAGUUCUGUAGAAGUGACCAGACUUGUGUUUGUAUGCUGUGCACUGAAACGGAUCACAAGACACAUGAUAUCGUCCAUAUUGAAGAACAGUAUGUUGAGAAGAAGUCUCAACUAGAUGGGACUAAAGCAAAUAUCCAGCAGAUGAUCCAGGACAGACUUAAGAAGGUGGAAGAAAUAAAGCACACAAUGGUGCUCACCAAGGAAAAAAUGGAAAGACAGGGUAAAUAUUGUGCACACAUCUUCACUGAGGUGGUGCACUCUCUUGAGGAGAGGAAGGCAAAACUCCUUGAAGUGACUGAGAACAAACAGAGGGCAGAAGAGGCUAGAGCCGAAGAGCUCAUAAUGGAGCUGGAGCAGGAAAUCGGAGAACUCCAGAAGAGAGAUACUUUGCUGGAGCGGCUUUGUCACACUGAGGAUCACCUCCACUUCUUACAGGACUAUCUAUACUUGUCCACCUUUCCAGAAAUGAAGAAGUGGUGUGACCUCACUAUCUACACUGACCUCUUCAUAGGGACUAUAAGAAGAGCUGUGUCUGGAGUCUUGGAAGACGUACAGAAAAAAGUCAAACUGCUAACAGAAGCUGAGCUUAAGCAACUGCAGAAGUACAAAGCUAAAAUUACGAUGGACCCUAAAACGGCAAGCUCUUGGGUCAUGAUAACGGAGGGUGGGAAGCGCAUGAAGAACAGCAAGACAGAGCAGGUGGUUCCAGACAAUCCAGAGCGGUUUGAGACUUCCCCCAUGGUCCUUGGGGAACAGGCCUUCAGCUCCGGCCGUCACUACUGGGAGGUGCAGGUGGGAAUGAGACACAACUGGAAAAUAGGGGUUGCCAUGGAGACGGUCAAGCGGAAGGGUAGCAUAGAGGUGUCCACCAAACACGGCUUCUUCGUGUUGUCAAUGGAGGGUUUUGGAACGAAGUACAGUGCUGAAACCUCCCCUUCUACUGUGCUGUACCUCAACCCAAAACCACGGAAAGUGGGGAUUUACCUGGACUAUGAGGGCGGUCAGGUCUCUUUUUAUGAUGUGGAGGCCUGUUCUCUUAUUUAUACCUUUGCUGGUUAUACCUUCACUGGAAAUCUCUAUCCGUACUUUUAUCUGUACAGCAAAGCGAAGAAGUCCGAGGCACUGACCAUUUGCGAUGUUUAUGAGUACAACUUGGCAUUUUUCAGCUAUUUGGGCUCUUCUUCGGCAAAAUCCUGACAUGUUAACGUCGAUGCCGCAAGAAGGCACCUUUUAGGAGGAGGAGAUCUGGGGGACAUUUUUUUUUCUGUCUGCUUUUAAUCUCAAGGGGGUGUGGUGGUGUAGCUGGUUUGCCUGGGUCCUGCUAUCCGGUGGGUCUGGGGUUGAGUCACGCUUGGAGUGCCAUGCAACGUACUGAUAGCCUGUCCUGGGUGUCUUCCCUCACUCUCCAGCCUUGCACCCUGUG
This is a messenger RNA of Scleropages formosus (Asian bonytongue), 1900 nucleotides long. Its product is annotated as zinc finger protein RFP-like. The record is from RefSeq and is a predicted model, not a curated record. The coding region runs from base 1 to 1674 and encodes 557 amino acids. The transcript is spliced from 6 exons. Gene Ontology annotation, molecular function: zinc ion binding; protein binding. Lineage: Eukaryota; Metazoa; Chordata; Actinopteri; Osteoglossiformes; Osteoglossidae.